UAAAUUGUGCACCUUGCUAUGUGCCCACCAGUCUCCGCCUCAUCACCGCACUCCUGCGCUGGACGAAGCGCUUAUUGAACUUGGAUAAAUAAUCAGUACGUCAUGAUUGCUCUGCCUUUCAGUAGGGCUUUGUGAAUAUCGCGCUCGCAGUUGGAAGCAAACGAGUCUGGUUUUCUUCCGUAAAUCGGCAGCGAGAGAAUACGUGUCUCACUCGUCGGCCCCCGUGCUGGUGAGGAGACCCGGCGCAGAACCGCCUGCCCCCGGUGUUGCUCUGGCGUCGCUCCCCGGGCUUGAAUCCCCCGCUUCUCCGGCCGGGACGUCAUUUCCAGGUGCCUUUGCGUGUGUGGGCAAGGAGAGGGGGGAGAGAGGGAAUAUAACGGGAGACGGGGAGAGCGGCUGGAAGGGCUUGCUUGUGAAUUAAUUCGCUCAAGGAAGAAGAUAAUACUGGUACAACUCUGACACCGUCGCCGGAAUCCAUUGCGACUAGUCCCACCUGAGGUCGAGGGGCAGAGCGGAGGCGAGCCGAAAACACAGGCGAGCAACUCCGUGCCAGGAUGCAGAGGGAUAGGCGGCGGGCCUGCUGGCGCUCUGGCGGCGGCUGCAGCCGCGGUGUGUACCGGGCGAGGGCCCCGGGCUCGCUGGGGCCCAGGCGGGCACCGCUGCUCCUCCUGUCGGCGCUGUUCGUCUUCGUGGCCGGGCUUCCUGCUCCGUGCGAGGGGAAGGAGUGCGACAAGCCCUGCCUGAACGGGCAGUGCAGCACGGCCGUGGGAUACUGCCAGUGCGACCCCGGCUGGGUGGGGGACCAGUGCCAGCACUGCGGGGGCAGAUUCAGGCUGACGGGCUCCUCUGGGUUUCUGACGGACGGCCCAGGGAACUACAAGUACAAGACCAAGUGCACCUGGCUGAUCGAGGGACAGCCCAACACCAUCCUCAGGCUGCGGUUCAACCACUUCGCCACGGAGUGCAGCUGGGACCACCUGUACGUGUAUGACGGAGACUCCAUCUACAGCCCCCUGCUGGCAGCCUUCAGUGGCCUGAUCGUCCCUGAGCGUUACUCCAAUGAGACUGUGCCAGAGGUGGUGUCCAAGUCUGGAUUUGCUCUGUUGCAUUUCUUCAGUGAUGCGGCCUACAACCUCACUGGCUUCAACAUCUCCUACAGAAUCAACGCCUGCCCCAAUAACUGCUCUGGGCAUGGGGUCUGCCAUGCGGACUCGGGGGGCGUGGGGGUGUCCUGCCAGUGUGCGGAGCACUGGAAGGGCGAGGCCUGCGAUGUGCCCUACUGCCAGCAGGACUGCGGCUUCCCCAAGCGUGGCGCCUGCCAGCCCAACAGCACCAGGGGCUGCCUGUGCCACGCCGACUGGCAAGGUCCAGACUGCUCCGUCCCCAAGCCGGCCAACCAGUCCUUCUGGCGGCGCGAGGAGCACGCGGUGCGCAGCCUGGCCCGUGCCUCGCACAAGGCUGCGGUGGACGGCGGCGUCAUGUGGGUGAUUGGGGGAUACAUGUUCAACUACUCGGACUAUGAGAUGGUGAAAGCGUACAACCUGAGCUCUCAGGAGUGGCUGCCCCUGAACCAGACGGUGAACUCUGUCACGGGGAGAUACGGCCAUUCCUUGGCCUUGUACAAGAAUAAGAUCUACAUGUAUGGUGGGAAGAUCGACUCCACAGGGAACAUCACCAACCAGCUGUGGGUGUUCCACGUGCGGAACCAGUCCUGGGUGCUGCUGAGCCCCCGAGCCAAGGAGCAGUACGCUGUGGUGGGGCACUCUGCCCAUGUGGUGCAGCUGGCGCAGGACCAGGCAGUGAUGCUGGUCAUCUUCGGACACUGCCCGCUGUACGGCUACAUCAGCAAGGUGCAGGAGUACAGCAUCGCUACCAACACCUGGAGGAUUGUGAAAACCAGUGGGGCCCUUGUGCAGGGGGGGUAUGGCCACAGCAGUGUCUACGACCCCAAGACCAGAGCCAUCUACAUCCACGGUGGCUACAAGGCCUUCAGCGCCAACAAGUAUGGGCUCGCGGACGACUUGUACAAGUACGAGGUGGACACCAGCAUGUGGACCAUCCUGAAGGACAGUGGCUUUUUCCGCUACCUGCACACGGCGGUCAUCGUGAGCGGCUCCAUGCUGGUGUUCGGCGGAAACACUCACAACGACACUUCCAUGAGCCAUGGCGCCAAGUGCUUCUCCUCCGACUUCAUGGCCUACGACCUCGCCUGUGACGAGUGGUCCGUGCUGCCCCGACCGGACCUGCACCAUGACGUUAACCGUUUCGGACACUCGGCCGUCUACAGCAGCAGCACCAUGUACGUGUUCGGAGGCUUCAACAGCCUGCUGCUGAGCGACGUGCUGAUGUUCACUCCUGCCAGCUGCUCGGCUUUCUCCAGCGACCAGGCCUGCCGCUCGGCCGGGCCGGGGAUCCGGUGUCUGUGGAACAGCAGCACUCAGGCCUGCCUGCCCUGGGAGGCCGCCAGCGAGCCGGAGGAGCGCCGAAUCCAGGCCAGCUGUCCUGCCAAAGCCUAUGCUGACAAAGAGAAGUGUGACCAGUACACAGACUGCUAUAGUUGCACAGCCAACACCAACGGCUGCCAGUGGUGCGCAGACCAGUGCAUCUCCAUGAGCAACAACUGCACUGCGGCCUCGGGUGCCAUCGCAGAGUACGAGAUGUGCCCGAAGGACAACCCUGAGUUCGUCUGCAACAAGAAGACCAGCUGUAAGAGCUGCGCCAUGGACCACAACUGCCAAUGGGAGCCGCGCAACCAGGAGUGCAUCGCCCUGCCCGAAAAUAUCUGCGGGGAGAACUGGCACUUGGUUGGCAACUCGUGCCUGAAGUUCACCACAACCAAGGACAGCUACGACAACGCCAAGCUGCAGUGCCGGAGCUACAACGCCGUGCUGGCGUCCCUCACGACGCAGAAGAAGGUGGAGUUUGUGCUGAAGGAGCUGCAGAUCAUGCAUGUGUUGUACAAGGCGACUGUGACGCCCUGGGUGGGUCUGCGCAAGAUCAACAUCUCGUACUGGUGUUGGGAGGACAUGUCCCCCUUCACUAACACGUCCCUGCAGUGGCUGCCAGGGGAGCCCAGCGACGCCGGGUUCUGUGGGUACCUAGCCGAACCCUCGCCCAGCGGGCUGAAGGCGGCCACUUGCGUUAACUCCGUCAACGGCAGCCUGUGUGAGCGCCCAGCGAACCACAGCGCCAAGCAGUGCCGCACACCCUGCGCCCUGCGCUCUGCCUGCACGGAGUGCACCAGCAGCAGCUCGGAGUGCAUGUGGUGCAGCAACAUGAAGCAGUGCGUGGACUCCAAUGCCUACGUGGCCUCCUUCCCCUUCGGCCAGUGCAUGGAGUGGUACACCAUGAACAGCUGUCCCCCUGAGAACUGUUCUGGUUACCGGACCUGUGGGCAGUGCCUGGACCAGCCGGGCUGUGGCUGGUGCACAGAUCCCAGUAACACGGGCAAGGGCCAGUGCAUCGAGGGUUCCUACAGGGGGCCGUUCCAGCCCCCCAGCUCUGCCUCCUACCAGGAGCCUGCCCUCAACGUCACCAUGUGCCCCUCAGAGAACAAGUACAACUGGUCCUUUAUUCACUGCCCAGCCUGCCAGUGCAACGGGCACAGCAAGUGCGUCAACGAGAGCGCGUGCGAGAAGUGUGAGGACCUCACCACGGGCCGACACUGCGAGACGUGCAUCUCUGGGUACUACGGAGACCCCACCAACGGGGGCACCUGCCAGCCUUGCAAGUGUAACGGUCAUGCCAGCAUGUGUAACCCCCACAAUGGGAAGUGCUUCUGCACCACCAAAGGGAUCAAGGGAGAUCGCUGUCACCUGUGUGAGGUAGAGAGCCGUUACCAAGGCAACCCCCUCAAAGGCACCUGCUAUUAUACCCUGCUCAUCGAUUACCAGUUCACCUUCAGCCUGUCCCAAGAGGAUGAUCGCUACUACACGGCCAUUAACUUUGUUGCCACACCGGAGGAGCAAAAUCGGGACCUGGACAUGUUCAUCAAUGCAUCAAAGAACUUCAAUCUCAACAUUACUUGGGCGACCAGUUUUGCAGCUGGCACACAGGCAGGUGAGGAGAUCCCCAUAGUCUCCAGGAGCAACAUCAAGGAAUACAAGGACAGUUUCUCCAACGAGAAGUUCGACUUCCGCAACAAUCCCAAUAUUACCUUCUUUGUGUAUGUCAGCAACUUCACCUGGCCAAUUAAAAUCCAGCAUCCAGUCAAGAGGAGUUACAAGAGGAGUUAAGAAAUCAGCCUUUCUUAAUAUCCAUGUCUCCCUUCCCAUCGUCUCCGGCAGCAAAUCUCUAAAUGUAAGAAUCAAUAUGUUCCAAAGGUUUUAAUGGAGCGUUAUGGUCUAUAUUUAGACUGUAACACUGGGCGCAAGAAAGUCUUUGAACUGGAAGAUUUUAAAGACAACUGGUGCGCACUCCUUUUAGUGUGAAAUACCACUCUGCAGUUUUACACUGUACUGUUAGCUAUGAUAUUAAUGAGAGAAAAAUCUGAUAACUAACAUCUUGCAUCUGGUGUCUUUAUAAGCAGAUGUUGAGAUUCCUCUCAGCAGGCAUAGUUUCUUUAAGGCUUUUGCAAAUGUGUUAGCAAUGCGAAAUCUUGGGGUUUACACUGCAUUGCCCAGGGCAAAGUGUUGUAGUAAGGAGGACUACACAUGCAGUGUUGCAUCCAAGCUGUUGGCCCAGCCUUGCAGUGCAUUGUGUGAGAGCUGGCAGAUCUCAUCCUGCUUGGUGCUCUGCUGGCUAUCCUUCUGCUGAGAGAAAACAACUGGCAUUUAUGUACAGUAGAAAUGUACCUGAUGUCUCUCAAUGCCUCACCAGAAUGGCUCUGCCACCAUUUGAUCUUCCCAGUAAAACUGCGUGCAUGACAGGGCUGUUUUUUGUGCAUAACUUUCUUUGCAGAUGUCCUUGAGUCCUAGAACAAUGAUCAUCCUCUUCCUUAGACAAUGCCAUGUGUCAUGGCCUUAGGGCUUACAACUAUCAGAGACCUCUACAUUGUCUCCAUAAAUUGUCUUAAGCUGAACUUUAUUGGAAAAAACUGAGAUAGGACUAGGUUUUGAAAUGGGAAACACAAAAGCCAUGUUUUUUUUAUUUAUUUUGGUAACUCAAUUGAGAACAACUUCUCAUUUACACUGUUAACCCGGAGUCCCUGUUCUGCAACAGGGUGUGUAACUUGAGCAGUCUGGGUCAAGUACCCAGGAGAAGGGUAAAACAACUAACCUUCCAGUGAUUCAGAAGAAGUUUGCUUUGCUUAAACUGAGAGCUUGCAUUCUGUAAGCUGUGUUUGCAAAUUCAGAAAUGAAGGAGAGUGACACAUGUGUUAAAUAAUUCUUUGUGUUAAAGUGUCUGUCUGACACCUGUCAAGAAAAGCUACACACAACACCUUUUCUGCAAGGAGGGCAGAUUGAUCUUGUAAAGAGAAUCAAGCCUGGUACUAUAUUGGUGGAAAUGAAUGUUGGAAGCUAUGAAAACAAGUUGCUAGCAUGUUGCAGCCCAACAAUUACAGUUCCCUCUGUUGAAUCUGGCAGCCCGAUGAUUGCACUGUUGAACUACUAUGUCCAACAGAGGCGUUUCUGCUGAGCUGUUAGGAUUGAGUUCCUUGGCUGUGAGAUGUAAAGAAUCUGAUUUACCAUUAGUGUUCCUGAGUUUCCUGACCUGAACUGAACCCAGUACCAGUAUGAGGGACUAGAGCACUAGUGUUCACUGAUAAAACCUCUUGCUCCAACAAAAUUGCAACUGCAUGGGCUGGGCCUGUGUUCUUUAGCUAUAAUGGUAAAUGUAUUUUCUGGAUGCCUCUCUGCUGGAUGUCCUCACAAUAUUGAAUGUAACGGGGUACCACAGAUAGGAAUUUGACCUGUUGGUUUUUGUGCUCUUCCUAGAUGUUUUCUGAAACGUACCAUUCAAAAGCAUUCAAACAUAUUGUGAACAAGGAGGGGAGGGUGUAUUGUUGUUCAACUACAAAUACAUCCCCCAAAAACAAGAGAAAAGCCUAUUUUUGUCAAUUGCUUAUUGUAUUGUUGUUCAACUACAAAUACAUCCCCCAAAAAGAAGAGAAUAGCCUAUUUUUGUCAAUUGCUUAUUAAAGCAAAUACCAUGGCAUAGAAAUAUCUUAACAGCAGAUGUUUAACACCAUGAGUAUUUCUUAGCAUUGUUACAGAUACAGUACUUUGUGAUUUCUACAGGCAUUAUGUAAAACAGGAGCGUAGAAAGCUGACCGUUUGACAAGCAGGCUGAUUGUCUAGCCUUGGAAUACCUUUCAAUAAAAACAAUUUUAUAAAUUUUUAGAAAUGAACUAUUCUUGCCAGCAAAUGAUGGAUGUUUGCUUUGAGGUCCAUUCACAUCCUCUUGUGUAUAACUUUCUUUUGUUCUUGGGUUUUUUAGACACUGACUGUCUUCAAUUUGAAUAAAGGGAGCAGUAACAGACA
Messenger RNA from Lepisosteus oculatus (spotted gar), 6422 nucleotides. It is a transcript of the gene atrn, whose product is annotated as attractin. Lineage: Eukaryota; Metazoa; Chordata; Actinopteri; Semionotiformes; Lepisosteidae. Gene Ontology annotation, cellular component: Golgi apparatus. Gene Ontology annotation, molecular function: protein binding. The record is from RefSeq and is a predicted model, not a curated record.